Molecule: messenger RNA, 1637 nt
Organism: Exophiala mesophila
Lineage: Eukaryota; Fungi; Ascomycota; Eurotiomycetes; Chaetothyriales; Herpotrichiellaceae
Exons: 2
Coding region: 68-1558 (496 amino acids)
Biological process (GO): spliceosomal complex disassembly
Cellular component (GO): U2-type post-mRNA release spliceosomal complex
Source: RefSeq, a predicted model, not a curated record
CAACAAACCAACAAGUCCUACGACUCAAGAACCUGUUCUCUACAUCAGCAAAUCACCCAUAUAGGUUAUGGCCACGCUCUUCGGUGGGCGGCGGAAGCCCAAAGUCAUCUCACGGCGCGAAAGAGAAGACGAUGGAGACGAAGACGGCGAUCAAGAUACUGGCCCCGUAGUACGGCGUCCUGCCAGCAAUUUGCCCAAGAACAAGUCGAAGCUACGAGUUUCUUUCAACCCUGGUGGAGAUGGGGAUGAUCAAGAAUCCAAUCGCGAUACGGGCAGAUCAACGGUACAGCAGUCUGGGAGCACUCCAUCAAGUACAACAACGCCUCACAAACCGCCACGACUGGGUCUGUCCAACGCUGCGACACAGGCGCUCCAAAAUCGCUCGAUAGACCGGGAUCUUGAAGACGACGGCAAUGAGGGAGGCCGGUCCUCUAGCAUCGGUCGCCCGACCUAUAACAAGGCGUAUCUAGACGAACUCCGAAAUUCCACGCCAUCCACGCCGCGUGACCUCUCAUUGAGCCGCGACGACAGUCCAUCUCUCGACCUAGUUGACCCGGCUCGUGAAACAUCGUCCACGGCUCUAUCACUUGAUCUCGAAUCGAAAUUCGGCAAAUCCGCAUCCAGCUCUCGAAUCCCCAGUCUUGCCGAGAUCCGCGAGAAGAAGGAGCGACGUGCACGUCUGGCCAAGGAACAUGCCGCCCUUGCUAGUACGGGAGGCGGGCAAUCUUCGACCGACUUUGUCUCACUCGAGGAUUAUGAUUCAGACGGCGAAUUCAAGCCACGACGUAUGCAGGUGGGCUCAUACCACCCCGCCAGCGACAAUAUCUACCGCGAGAAAAACACACGACUGGUGCACGAAGAUGAAGAUAUCGCGGAAGGGUUUGACUCGUUUGUCGAGGACGCUGGGAGGGUAACAUUAUCGCGGAAGGGUCUGAAGGAGCAAUCACGACGGGAUCGAGACGCAAUACGGACCAUGAUCGAAGAAGCCGAAGGAUCAGGUGGUCGGCAGCACAAGCACGACGACGGCAAUUAUGAGAUGGACUCCAACAACUCAAAUUCAGACGACGCUGGAUCCGACUCGGACUAUGAACUGCACCAGGCCUACGAGCUUAGCCAGACACACCAUGGUAUGGACGGCCUUAAAUCGCACCGAUCACAUACUCGACAAGCCAACCGACCGCGUCAGCCGCGUGAGACGGUGACGAUUCCGAAAUUGAGCGUGGGACUGUCGCGCCUCAGGGAAAUGGUGUCGAGUUUAGAGAUGGAGAGAGCGAGGAUCCUCAAGCGGAGAGCCGACAUCAGGGCUGAACAGGUCGAUGUCGUGGCCAGUCAGAAGCAUAUUCAGUCGAGUCUGGAGGAGGCUGGGCAGGAGCUCGAGGCUGUCACAGCGAAAGCACGUGGGGUGGAGCAAACUGGCACCGGUGAUCCUCGCACCACCGUGGUUGGUGAUGGCGUCCCUACUGCUGUACCUAAUGCAAAUGGGACAAGUCGAUACCAGAAUCCUCUCCCGGAGCGCGGCCUAGAGUCUUUUGGUAGCACUCCUGAACACGUGUCAUGAGCGAUAUGGAUAUGGACACAAUCAAGUUUAGACGAUACCCUUUUGCUUAAUUACGAAGACCUUAUACAUGCUAGUCACG